CACACGCAAGUACGCACGCACGCGCACGCACGCACUCACACACCAGCGCGCAAGGACAUCAAUGCACGAUGCACAUAGCACGCUAACACGCCUGCGCAUUACAAAACGCGGGCACGCACACGCACACACCGCACACACGCGCGCACGCACACACCACACACGCACACACACACGCGCACGCACACACCACACACGCGUGCACGCACACACCGCACGCACACACCACACACGCGUGCACGCACACACCGUACACACACAGGCGCGCACGCGUGCACACGCACCGAGACGCACCGAGAGACAUGCGGUUCGUCACCGAGCGAGCAGCGGUGACGGUCUCCUCCGUCGGUCGCUCGCAGUCGCCAUCGCUUCCUUCCCGUCGCUCGUAGCUCGAACGCUGCCGAGCGUCCUCGCAUGGCCGGCCGAGUCGAGUGGCAAACGCGGCGGCGGUGGCGGAGGCGAGGAGGAGGAGGGGAGGAGGAGGAGGGCGCAGAUCCACUGGACGGACGCGGCGAGCUCCACAGAUUCUCACGACGCCCCGGUGAAGGAGGAUUACGACCGCUGUCCGCGCGCGCGUGAACAUCGGUGAGACGCGCAGUGGCAGUGCGGCGAGCUAUCCCCGUUAGCAUGGCCGUGGCACGUAAAGUCCGGACCCUCCUGGCCCUCAACCUCCUCAUGCUGGCCGCGCUGCUCCUCUUCCUCGUCUACUCGCGCUCCGUGGACCGCACCGAGCCGGCGGUCGUCGAGGCGAUGGCCACGGCGGGCGAGGCGGCCUCGAGGGCGGCCGCUGUGGCCGCCCGGGCCCGGCUCACGCGCGCCCGGGGCAAGGCGAAAGCACGGGCGAGGCGCGCGGGCGAGGCGGGGUUCGACGCGGCGGCGGUGGGGGACCAGGGCGGCAGCGUGGAGGGCAACGCGGGUGGCCAGGGGGCUGUCGGCGGGAGGAGAGGGGACCCCGAGGGGCUCCUCAAGCGACUGGAGCAGCUGGAGCAGUUGGUGUACCGGAGACUCGGAGACGGGGGUCGCUUGGGCCCCCCGCUGCUGGGCGCCGGGCCCGCAGGGGGGGGCCCCCCGUUGGGAGCGGGGGGGGCCCUCCCCGAGGGCCCCGGGUCGCGCGGGGGGGCGGCCCGGGAGGCGGAGGGCCGCGCGUCGCUGCUGCAGCUGCAGCAGCAGCGGCAGCAGGGGGGGGAUGACGACGAGGAGGAGCUGUACCACAAGUACGGCUACAACGCGCACCGCAGCGACCGCCUGCCGCUCCUGCGGGACAUCCCCGACUACAGACCCGGCGGGUGUAAGGAGCUGCGCUACGCGGCCGACCUGCCGCAGGUCUCCGUGGUGUUCAUCUUCGUGAACGAGGCCGCGUCCGUGAUCGAGCGCUCCGCGCACAGCGCCGCGCGCCGCACCCCGGCGCAUCUCCUGCGGGAAAUCAUCCUCGUGGACGACGCCAGCGACGACCCCGACCUGAAGGCUCCCCUGGAGGGGCGUCUGAGGGGGUCGCUGGGCCCCCUCGUUCGCUUCGUGCGCAACUCCAAGAGGGAGGGCCUCAUCCGCGCGCGCAUUGCCGGGUGGCGCGAGGCCACGGCGCCCGUGGUGGCGUUCUUCGAUGCGCACGUGGAGUUCGAGGAGGGGUGGGCCGAGCCGGCGCUGGCGCGGAUCCGCGAGGACCGCUCCCGCGUGGUGCUCCCCGCCAUCGACAACAUCCGUCACGGCUCGUUCGAGGUGCAGCGCUACCACGACUCGGCCCACGGCUACAACUGGGAGCUCUGGUGCAUGUACAUCGCCCCGCCGCGCGCCUGGGUCCAGCGCGGCAACAAGACGGCGCCCAUCAGGACCCCCGCGAUGAUCGGCUGCUCGUUCGUCGUUCACCGCGAGUACUUUGGAGAGAUUGGGCUCUUCGACCCGGGCAUGGACGUCUACGGCGGAGAGAACGUGGAGCUGGGAUUCAGGGUGUGGCAGUGCGGAGGCAGCAUGGAGGUGCUGCCGUGCUCUCGCGUGGCGCACAUCGAGAGGCGCAGCAAGCCGUACGUGCGCGACCUCGAGUUCUACAUGAAGCGCAACGCGCUCCGAGCCGCCGAGGUGUGGAUGGACGAGUUCAAGAGCCACGUGUACAUGGCCUGGAACAUCCCCAUGAGCAACCCCGGCAUUGACAUCGGCGACAUCACGGAGCGAGUGGCCCUGCGUGAGCGGCUCCAAUGCAAGAGUUUCGAGUGGUACCUGGACAACGUGUACCCCGAGAUGCGGCGCUACAACAACACGCUCGCCUACGGCGAGAUGAGGAACAGCAAAGCGAACAACUUCUGCCUGGACCAGGGACCCCCGGAGAACAACACGGCCAUCGUGUACCCGUGCCACGGGUGGACGCCGCAGCUGGUGCGCUUCACGGCGGAUGGGCGUCUCCAGGUGGGGGCGACGGGCUCCACCACGCAGGUGCCCGACACGCGCUGCCUGCAGGACGACGGGUCCACGCGCCGCCCGCGCCUGCUGCCCUGCCGGGGGCCCGGGCCCGACACGCGCGACAACUGGGAGUUCACGCAGAACGGACCCGUGGUAAACCGCAAGACCCGGCGCUGUCUCGAGGUGGAGUCCACGCCCAGCGGCCUGGAGCUCGUCAUGCACGUGUGCUCGGGCCAACAGUGGAACAUUCGCAACCUUCUGUGAGUGCGGAUCACGGGACUGGGGACUCCUGUGAGCGAGCGUCGUGAGAUUCAAUCACCCGGUGAAACGGCCCUCCUUGUGGUUGAGAGGGUUGUGGAAACGUUCAAAGCGGUGGGCAGCGCAUGGCAGAUUAUCAGCAUUCUGCAAGAGAGAGAGGUUUAGAAAGUCAAGAGGAGAGAGCGAGGAUUUCUGAGCCGCAACCACCUGAGAGAGAGGAGAGUGACGGGAACGGUCACUGUGGUGGACAGAGUGAGGGGGAGCGCUCCGUCCCCCCCUCCCUUGGGAGGGAGUGAGCAAGCCGCGGUGAGCUCACGGUGAGAGUGGAAUUCCGAGAAUUGACCCUCUGAGAGAGUGCGAGGGGAUGGCUCACGGAAGAGGAACGACGCCCGACGCUGUGCCCCCCUCCCCCCCCCGCAAGAAUCCUCGCUCACAAAAGUCCGCCCCAACUUUUGCGCGCACAGUAUAUCUUUUUUUGCCAAAUGUAACUUUGGAAACGCCUUAAAAGUCGACUCAGAAAAGCAAGUGCAUGAACGACAAUACUUUUACAGGUAGGUGUUUAAAUUAAAUGUACGUGUACGUCCGUCUUCGGCGUUUGACUUAUAGCGGCCAUCUCGGUGUUUUUAAUUUCUAACGGCAGCUCCUCGUGCCCGACGUCGAACCAGCUGUACGGCGCUGCCAAUGUAACCCAGCCGAGGAAGAGGCUCGUGAUUUUGUUUUGUAGGAGACAGCGUGUGGGGGGGGGGGGGGGUUAAGGUUACGUGUCUCAUCACGGCUGUUUCGUGGUCACUUUCGGGAAAGACAAUCCGUCCCGUAGGAAUGGGCAGCGCACUUUUGCCACAAGAACCCGACCCCCACUGCAACUCCUGCCCCCCCCCCCCUACCGCCGCCACCACAUUCACAUCACCACCUCUGAAUGAUCAACAUCAGAACAACAACGACAACAACAAUUCCACCCACCACCACAGUUAAGAUUUAAUUCACAUCGCACCCCUCACGAUGAAGUGCUUCACGAGCCCCUGAGUGCUGCGUAAUGUGUUCAAGGAAGGAAGAAAAAAAGGUUAAUGAUGAAACAAAAAAUUGCCAAGGCCAGUUUACGAGAUCCAUUUUGUAGAACAUUAGCGGGAAUCUCAAGAGUCGCUUGCCGAGGGAGCGAGAGUUAACGUCACCACAUUUAAAUAAUUAAUAUAUAAUUAUAAAAAAUGUAUUCGUCCCCACGAGGGGCUGAAAAGAGCUGCCAGACACACCGAUACGAUGCGUGCAAAGUGUCACAUGCAGCAGCAUUGUGUGGUAUACAAUGCAUGACCCUCUUGUCACGUUGGUGUGUGGUGUUAAUACAAGGGUGUGUUUCACCAACAACAAAUUAAAGUAACUCACAAGUCCAUCGCACUAAUUGGCCUUCCAGACAAACAUUUCCCAGCAGCGGUUGACAAGCAGCAGGAAAAUUCUGGACUGGCUUCCCGAUCCUCGUCCCAUUUUAAACAAUUCGCCGCCGUUAUCGGCAAAAAGCUCCUCGCUGAAGCCCACGGGGACGUGUGCAGCGCGGUUACAAUUCCACGUCCUUGACACUGCUGAUGAACUCUGGGAACUGCGGCCCCCUAAGGGGGGGCUGCAGCCCCUCGCGCCUGACCCCAGGGGGGGUCUCGUGCUCAUCAACUCCGAAAUCCCGACCUUGGGUCGUUAAGAGGCCUCCUGAUGGAUCAGCAGCCCGGCUGCCUCUCACAGCUCCCACACAGACACACAAAGACGGAGCCAACCCCAGCCAGAGCUACCAGACACUCGACAACCACCGUGAGACACAACAUCGCCACUCGCUCGCCCGCCCAGACACACUUUGCUCACAGGCUGCAACGUGGCGGAUGAUGCCCCCUCCGCUUCACCGUGAGCGCAGCAGUUUCCUCACCUAUUCGUCUAAUCUCUUCCCUGCAAGUACAAUAUAAUCAUCUGAACCGUUUAGAUUUAAAGCUUUCGUGACUGAUUACGUUACAGUAUAAUUUCUUCACCGAUCAUAGUCUGAUUGUUUCACGACAGUAUCGCUUCAUCUCUUCAGUUUAAGUACAGUCUUACCUUGUAAGUUCAGCAUCAGGUAUUCACCAAGUAGGGAUUUCUUAAAGUACACUAUCAUUGCAAGUGCUGUAAUGUCUUCACGAAUUACAGUUAUAUUAUUUGCAUGUAUGGUAUCGUUACACUGCAAGUAGUACAGUAUCAUGUCUUCACUAUGCUCGUGUCACGGCACACACACGAACACGACUACAGCAUCAUGAUCAUCAUGGUGUUGUUAGAGGUUUGCCUUUCAGUGCCACAGCAGCAAAUUGGGUUGAGAGCGAUGGAGAUGGGACAGGGGAAGUGUUCUGUUUUAUUCAU
This is a messenger RNA of Lethenteron reissneri (Far Eastern brook lamprey), 5010 nucleotides long. It is a transcript of the gene GALNT9, whose product is annotated as polypeptide N-acetylgalactosaminyltransferase 9. Gene Ontology annotation, biological process: protein O-linked glycosylation. Gene Ontology annotation, cellular component: Golgi apparatus. The record is from RefSeq and is a predicted model, not a curated record. Gene Ontology annotation, molecular function: polypeptide N-acetylgalactosaminyltransferase activity. Lineage: Eukaryota; Metazoa; Chordata; Hyperoartia; Petromyzontiformes; Petromyzontidae.